GUUUCUUCAGUUGCUCUCAACACCGCGUCGGGGUUAUGUCGUUCGGUUCGUUAACGCAAAAUUAUUUUAUUUCCACGGAUAUACAACGUUCGUGGGUAAAUUAUAACUUAAAGUGAUGUGGAUUUUCUAGUUUUUAUCUUUGAAAUAAAAAAAUAAUAACCCUUCGUUAUGGCUUUAAAAGAAAUAGUACUAGUUUUUGUAUUUUUCUUCUUCGGCGCUUCGUUGGGUUACCAACACGAGACCAGAAUAUCCGAUCAGGACGACAUUAUACCUCACCAUGACAAAUGCCAGGAGAUAACAGUGCCUUUUUGCAAGGAUAUCGCUUAUAACACAACGAUAAUGCCUAAUAUAUUAAAUCAUCAAAGACAAGAAGAUGCCGGAUUGGAUGUACACCAAUAUUUUCCUUUGGUGAAGGUGAAGUGUAGCCCGGAUUUACAGUUCUUCUUGUGUUCGGUGUAUAUUCCGGUGUGUACGAUUUUGGAUAGACCCCUUCCCCCAUGUCGGUCCCUUUGCAUUUCUGCGAAGAAUGGUUGUGAAGUUAUAAUGAAAAGGUUCGGUUUUGACUGGCCCGAGAACUUGGAUUGUGCACAAUACCCCGAAGGACAGGAUAUAGACGGCGUGAUGUGCGUUGGCGAGAACAAAACCUCGGAUGCGACCACAUCUGCUCCUUCGGGCGUACACAUCCAUCAACCAGACCCACCUUUUAGAAGUAUUCAUGGUAGAGAUUACGGAUUCGUUUGCCCUGCACAAUUUAAAGUAGCAAAGAAUUUAGAAUAUUCACUAAAAGUUGGUGAAAAAGUUGAAAAAGAUUGUGGGGCACCAUGUCAUAUGAUGUUCUUCAGUGAAAAUGAAAGAAAAUUUUCAAAAGUUUGGGUCGGAACUUGGGCCGUUUUAUGUGCAGCUAGUUGUCUAUUUACAGUUUGCACUUUUUUGAUAGAUACCGAUAGAUUUCGGUAUCCAGAACGACCGAUAAUUUUUUUAUCGGUGUGCUAUUUGAUGGUCGCUAUGGCUUAUGUUGUGGGUUUCCUCGUGGGCGAUUCUAUUUCUUGUAGGGAUCCGUUUCCAGCUCAAGUGGGAAUUCAAACAGUCAGCACCAUCACGCAGGGUACAAAAUACGAACUUUGUACGAUACUGUUUAUGGUGUUGUACUUCUUCAGUAUGGCUUCGAGCAUUUGGUGGGUAGUAUUGACUUUAACGUGGUUCUUAGCAGCCGGACUCAAGUGGGGUCAUGAAGCCAUAGAAGCAAACUCGCAAUACUUCCAUUUAGCCGCUUGGGCUGUACCGGCAAUUAAGACCAUCACGAUCUUGGCCAUGGGAAAAGUUGAAGGUGAUGUCCUAAGUGGAGUAUGUUACGUUGGCAUAUGGAACGUAGAAGCUCUCCGUGGUUUCGUCCUGUCGCCAUUAUGCGGUUACUUGGUCCUAGGUACAAUCUUCUUGCUUGCCGGAUUCGUCUCCUUAUUCCGAAUAAGGACCGUCAUGAAGCACGACGGCACGAAGACGGACAAGUUAGAAAAACUGAUGAUCCGCAUCGGUAUCUUCUCGGUUCUAUACACGGUCCCAGCGGUCAUAGUCAUAGCGUGUCUCUUCUACGAGCAACUUUACUUCGAUUCUUGGAUGCACACAUGGACUAAAGAUAUGUGCAGAAGGUCCCAAUAUUCGAUACCGUGUCCGAGAGAUCGAGAUCCCGAUCGUAGGCCACUUUUCGAAGUGUUCAUGAUUAAAUAUUUAAUGUGUAUGAUUGUGGGAAUUACGUCGAGCGUUUGGAUUUGGUCCGGAAAAACGAUGCACAGUUGGAAAGUGUUUUUCAAUAGGAUUAAAGGAAGACACACGGCGGCAUACGUCUGAAAUUAGGAGUUUUUAAAAUGAGAAGAAACAUUUCGUCUUGUUUAAGAAAAAUAGGAGAUCAAAGACUUGACGUGUUUGUAAAUGUUUAAAUUAAUUGAUAUUUUUGUAUUGGAAGAACGCAAAGAAACCAUACCGCUUUAAAUCAUAAAAAAAAUAUUUAAACUGCCUUUUUGCUGCUACAUAUUACUCUGAAUGACGAUUGAAUCGAAUUGAAUUGAACGCACGUUGAAGUUUCGUGCGAGUAUAUUUUUUUAAAAACGAGUUUACUGUAGUAAUAUUAGUUUUUUUUGUUGUUGACUACCUCUCAUAGUACAAGAGUAAACCAAGUUUUUAAAACAGAUACUCCCCUUCAAAUUCUUUUUUCUUCAACUUUAAACAUUUCUGAUUAUUUUCUUUUAUAUUUAUUAAGUUGAUUUUUUACCAAAUAAGCGUUUUAUUACCAUUAUUUUACAUUAUUUAACGCUGCUUCUUAAUAUUAUUACUUUUUUUUGUAAAAAAAACAUACGUUUGUACGCUUUCAUUGGUUCUCUCUAUUAAAUGUACGUGUAUAUUUUAAUCUUGUAUAUUUACUUAGAUAUGUUAGUAAUUUGUGUAUCCCAGUAUUAAAAAGAAUUGUAUUAUAACCUUUGUAUAACACAAAUGUUUCGUUUUAACAAAUUAAUAAUUGUGUGUCAAUUGAUGGUAAAUCCAAAGAUUAUUUCAAGACAUUUUAAAACAAAACUAACAAAGAUAAAAUAUUUUUAUACGUAAAAAAUAUUUUUAAUGUAAUUAAUGAAAGAAAGUGUUUUCCUAUUGUGGCAUAUAACAUUUAUUAGAAUUUGUAAAAUAUUUUUAUGUAAAUAACUUGUAAAUAUAACGUAAGAAGUGAUCUUCUGUUUUAGUUUGUAUUGUAUAUUUUUAACGACUGAUUUUUUUAAAUUAUAAAAACGAAAAAAAUAUAUAUAUCGUACGCUCAGUAACAUGUAUAUGUGUGAUAUCUAACUUUAAGCUUUUCAGCUUUAUAGCGAUUUUAAGAACUUUCCGCAAUAAAAGACAAAAAAUGGUCAAUAAAAACGCCUUGUACGUAUUUAUUGUGUAUGUUAAAAUUUAAAAUUCGUCCAAAAGAGCUUUUCCUUCCGUACGCAUUUUGUUUUUUUGUACGAACGUUAUUGUAGUCUAAAAUAAAAAAGAAAAUGUAUGCAUGUGUAUGUUAGAUGUUUACGUUUAUAAAACAUAUUGUUUUAGCGUUAUUUUUUUCUGUACAAUUAAGAUAAUCAAAAUGUAUAUAACUUAUGUGGUAAAUAAAUUGAAUUUAAAUUAAA
This is a messenger RNA of Onthophagus taurus, 3146 nucleotides long. It is a transcript of the gene fz, whose product is annotated as frizzled class receptor. Gene Ontology annotation, molecular function: Wnt receptor activity; Wnt-protein binding. Gene Ontology annotation, biological process: non-canonical Wnt signaling pathway; canonical Wnt signaling pathway. The record is from RefSeq and is a predicted model, not a curated record. Gene Ontology annotation, cellular component: plasma membrane. Lineage: Eukaryota; Metazoa; Arthropoda; Insecta; Coleoptera; Scarabaeidae.